AUGUCAUUCUUUACUGCCCAUACGAUUCCAACUGAUGACUAUCCGACACCUGUGUAUUUAGUCUCAAGUUCAGAAAAUACUUGGUUAGGUAGCAAUAAUAUAGAUGCUUACAAUCAGUUUAGUGUAAAUGGAUAUUUUUAUGUUAGCAAGAUCGCUCGGAACUACAGUUCGGCAAUAUAUUAUACCAUGGAAUAUAAUCCGUCUCGAGGGUGGUAUAUACCAGAGUUUACAGCAACACCUCUGGAUGGAAAUUGGACGGGAAAUGUUGUAUAUGUGAAAAGUCAUAAAGGUGUGUAUGGCAAAAAUUAAAUGAGCAUCCAUAUGAGAUGUGAUUACCGCACGCAAACUGUACAAAUGCAAACAAAAAAAAUUUACUUCGCGAGUGACGAAGUAGAAAAGUUCCUGACACACGGCCGGACGCGAUUCGAACUUAGCCUAAGAUCCAGACACACGGGACGCGAUUCGACAACGCGACGCGAUAUCUCGAUUUUGACUGACCGAUAACUUUGAUACUAUAGAUUAAACUUUCCAAAUAUUUAGAAGCGUUAUAACAUUUUGACUUAUUUGGUCUAUACAUAUAUCUUUUACAAUUUGCUUGCCUUGGCAGUUUUAUUUAGUAUCAGAAACUAAACAAAUAGCGUCGCGUUGUGGAGGGGGGUUACACUGCCAUAAUAAAGAACGCGUAUUAUGCAAUUAUAAGAAGCAUUUCAUUAUGACGCAUCACAUUUUGUUAUUCUAUUUCGUGUUACAUUAUGCCUGCCAAAUUCGGUACACUUCAUUAUUCAAUUGAAUCUGACAUUUCAUUCUAACACUACAUAUUUCGAUAUUCGAUUUCGUAUUUCGUUGUGCUGACAUAACCUUAUGCAUGGCAUUCAGUGAACGAAUUUUGAUUGCUAACCGCGCAGCACUGGAAAUAGACUUAUAGAAAACAAAAUGGAGGACCCUGAAGAAGAUGUUAGAGCUGUCGUGAGAAAUCGAGUUAGGAGCCAUCUUGAGAAUGCUCAGUAUAGGUUAGAAUGGCAAUUGAGUUUGGUUAUAGGUGUCAUGAAAGCAAUUUUGUCGAGCGCGUUGUAGUCGACCUCACUUCGGAAGCAUUUGGUUGCUUAACAUAGUAAAUUGUGGUAGAGGUAAAGGAAUUUUACAGACUCUCCUGGAAGGCCAAAAUUUAACAUCUCUUAUGAACAGUUGAAUAUUCUGCUUGAAAGACGAGUUACAGUUGUCCAAUUAUCUACACUGUAAGUUCGCGUAAGAUAGGGCGUCGACUACCGGAGUUUGGUUUAUCAGUCAGGGAAACCUGUGAAGACAUAUUGGAAGAAUACUUACAUUCAACUGUUAAUCAAAAAAUUGCAACUUUUCCCAGCACCGGUAAUAAAAGAAUGUCUCGUUACUUACGGACUCGUGGUACAUUUAUUAAUGAUGAUACAUUUAAGGUUACAGGACACCCUUUUUGGCGUUUUGCGGAAAAUCGCUACUGCGCGCUCAAUAUCAGUCCCAUUUUAAUCAAAUUUUCACCAAAUGUUUACCAGUGUAUGCAAAAUAUGAUAAAGUUGUAAAAUUAACAAACAAUAAAAUAAUGUAAGAAUUACUCAGGAAAAUCUUAAAUCGCGGUACCGUUACGCUUAUGAGUUGUGCUCCUGCUGGUUUUAAGUUAUAUUUAUGAAAAUAUCAUUUUUAUACAGUAAAAUAGUUGUUCUAAAAAAUUGUGUUCGUAAAUUUUUGUUUAUUUCGUCAUUCCGCUGAUAUGGCGAUUUCUUUGACGACUGCAAUAUAUUUCUGAAUUGUUUGAGUGAAUUCCUCUUUAUUAUUAAAAUAUCCAAAAUUAAAAAAAAGGUGACCAUGCACAAUUUUGAAACAGAUGUCUUUAACUAUGUCCUGUGAAAAUUUGAGAAAAAUUGGUUAAAACCCGCAGGAGAACAACUCGUUUGAAAAGCAGUAAUUAUCGUAAAAUUUUUCGGGACAAAAUUGAAUUUGAAUAUUACAUUUUCAAUGUUUUUCUUAUUGCAGCGAAAUGUAUUUUACUAAAUAACUCUGCUGCGAGUUUUCAAUAUUUUUCGUUCAAACUUGGUCAGAUAGUAGAACUAGUCUAUGCUUUCAUGGAAACGAAUAAAAAAAUUUUGGGCAAAAUUAACACUCAAAAGUGUUCGGUAACCUUAAAUAAAUAAUAAAUGUAUCAGAGCGUGGUACAUUUAUUAAGAAAUAUAUAAUAAUUAAACUAAAUUUUCGGUUGCAUGUCACAACCUUCUUCAGCAUUCUUUUGAAAAAGGCUGUGGCAUGCAGUCAAAAAUUUAGAUUUUGUAAUUAGAUUAGAAAACAAACUUGAGUUAAUUCAUAUAUGAACUUUAUUUCACUACGAGUUUGCUUCGUAUUAGCCUGCGAACAGGCUCUCAAGCUAAAUUGAGAGCCUGCAUCGAUGAAGAAUGAAUUUGAAUAUCUGCCCCGUAACGUUCGUUUUUCCAAAUAUGGAAUGUCUAUCCCUAUAUGGUGUUGUCUACAACUUUCGUGCAAACUAAAUUUAGACCGUCGAAGAUAUUCAAGCAAAAGUUCAAAUGUUUUAACUACUGUUUUCUCAAAACAGAACAUUUCGUGCUUUGAGUUAAGACGACCAAGCCAAUUUGAUCAGUUAAUGUGUUUUUUUAUGCAUAGUGCUUGAGCAGUUGACAUAUAUAGAGCUCAGCUGGAACAUAUAGAUUAUAGCAUCUGACCAAUGAGAAUUUCGCGUCACGAUUUGAGACGCAGAUAUUCAAAUUCAUUAGUCAUCGAUGCAGGCUCUCAAUUCAUAUCGAGAGCCUGUUCGCAGGCUAGUUUCGUAGACGGCUAGUUUCGUAGACGGCUAGUUUCAGGCUAGUUUCCCAGACGAGUCUUGCCACACUCAUCAAGUGAAUUUAAAUAACGCGCAACGUUCUUGCCUAGGAUAUACUAUGUACAUGUAUGAGAUCAGAAGUGUUCUAAAACUUACAAUGAUUUAUAUUAAAGUUCCGAAAACAGUUGAUAACAUUAGUACAUUAAGGAAAUUUUUCGUAACCAGGCCUACAUUUCGUUAUUUAUGUUUAAUGUUUAUUGUUAAAGUACAAAUGGAUAAACAAGAAUAUUUAAUACUUUUUCUUUAGCUUUGAAAUUAUUAACGUGUCAGUUUAAGCUGUCAGAAUUGUGUGACAAUGACAAUGGCAAAGUUCAUGGUUGGCGUUAUGAGGAAGAUCCAACAA
This is a messenger RNA of Paramuricea clavata, 3203 nucleotides long. The record is from the annotation of a GenBank genome assembly. NCBI's taxonomy places the organism in Eukaryota, Metazoa, Cnidaria, Anthozoa, Malacalcyonacea, Plexauridae.